CACAUCAUUAAACUCUUGAUGAUCUGAUAAUCCCGCUAAUAAAUUGAUAUAUUCAGGGCCGCGUGGUGCCGCUGGAGUCGCGCGCCGCACUUCGCCGCUCUGUGCGCGUGAUUCCUGCGGAGCGCUCGAGCACUUUUUCCUCCCCACAUCCACCUCCACGUGUUGCAUUGUGGGUGUUUUUGCAGUCUCUAUCCGCUGUGCAUCGGGGAAGUUUUUUCGGGCGUCUGUGGGAUUCCGGGGGCGGGGAGCAAGUGAACCUGGACCGAACCGGGCUGCGGUGUCGAGACAAAAAAGGCGAAGAAGGAACGAAUAUUUGGCACGAUAUCAGCCGGAUCCUCUGGAGAAGUGCGGAAGGUAAGGGGGUGCCAUGCCGGCUGCCGCUCCCCUGCUGCUCCUCCAUGCCAUCUGCUGGUGGCCCUUAGUGCUGUUCCUGCUCUUGCCCCCACUGCCCCUCUUUGCCCUCACCAACCACCCGACCUUCAUCUCCCCCCAUGACACAAGCCUUAACCACCUUUUACUGGACUCCAGCUCAGGCUGCUUCUACAUAGGUGCGGUUAACACGCUCUACCACCUAUCACCUGACCUCCAGCUCAUAUCAUGGGGCAAAACAGGACCCACGCUGGACAGCCCCGAAUGUUUGCCCCCGAUUGAGCCUAAAGACUGCAGCCAGGCACGUCAGACUAACAACACUAACCAGCUGCUGCUGCUGGAGAAAAAGGAAGGGUCACAGGCACAGAGCUUGAUUGUGUGUGGCACCGUGCUGCAAGGCAUUUGUGAGAAGCGCAGCCUGGCCAACGUCUCCCAGGUGCUGUACCAAACAACCAACCCCGUGGACACACAGUACGUAGCUGCCAAUGACCCUCAGGUCUCCACUGUGGCUGUGCUCACUCAGCACAAGGGCAUGCGCCUCAUGCUCGUGGGACGAGGUUACACCAGCAAAGGAUCCGGCGGAAUUCCACCAAUCACGUUGCGCCGCCUCGAGCAGUCUCAUUCGUCUCCCGCGUUCUCACACGAGGAACUGGGCAAACUUGUAGUGGGCAGCUACUCUAAAUACAACAACCAGUUUGUGAAGGCGCUGCACCAUGGCACACACAUUUAUUUCCUGUUCUCGCGCCGCUAUUCAUUGAAAGCGCGCGAUUAUCAGACAUACAUAUCACGCCUCUGUGAAGGAGACCCCAGCUUUUACUCGUAUGUGGAGGUACCACUGAGCUGCACCGGAGGCUACAACCUGGCACAGGCGGCCGCCAUGGGAAAUUACCUUGGAAAAGACACCAUCUUUGUCGCCAUGGCGGCAGGGCAGGCAUCGACCCCCAUGCCCACGAGCCGCUCGGCUCUGUGUAUGUACGGCAUGGAGGAGCUGGAUCAGGCGCUGAAUCACACACAGAGACUGUGCUACACACAGGAAGGAAACGGAGACAAAGAACAGGAGGCCUACAUCGCGUACGAAGUCUCCUCCAAGUGCCUCAAGAUUCCCGAGACAUCUGUGUCCGAGUACCCGUGCGGAGGUGAACACACCCCUAGCCCCAUCGCCAGUUCAGUGCCCCUCCAGGCCACGCCCGCUAUCACCUGGGAAACGCAGCUCACCGCCGUCGCUGUAGCAACUGAGGCUGGCCACACCAUUGCACUCCUCGGAGACAAGAGUGGACAACUUUACAAGGUAUUUGUUCAUGUGAAUGGUUCAGGUUCUCAGUAUGAGAAGGUGGAGGUGGACCCAAAGAGCCCUGUUAACGCUGACCUCCUGCUGGACACCACCUUACGCAAUGUUUACGUCAUGACCGAGAGGAAGGUAACACGUUUGCCGGUGUCUCAGUGUGAAAGGCAUUUAGACUGUCAUUCAUGCCUCUCCGUCCGAGACCCCUACUGCGGAUGGUGCUCACUAGAGGGCAGGUGUACGCGGAAGCUGGAGUGCGCCCGCCAUUCACAGCCUCACCACUGGCUGUGGAGUUACGGUCAUGAUCGGCAGUGCGUGUCCAUCCAGAGUCUGGAUCCAGCCAUUCAGAGCCGGGAGGAGCAGACACAGGUUUCUUUCACGGUGCUGCCAUUGCCAGCGCUGUCUAAGAAUGAGUCUCUGUCUUGUGCUUUUGGAAUCUUGCCUGCCGAACCCGCCAUAGUGGACGGGAACAGAAUCACCUGUCAAUCACCGUCACCUAGGCUCCUCCCCCCGAGUCCACCGGGCAGUGAUCACAUGACUAUCAGGCUAGCGCUGAUGUUUGAAAAAGUGACCGUCGCUGACACCAACAUCACAUUCUACGACUGCAGGGCUGUGGGCAGGCUCAACACUACCUCGCCGUGCAUGGCGUGUGUGAGCAGCGAGUGGCCGUGCCGCUGGUGCGCUCGGGAUGAACUCUGCACUCACAACCGCAGCUGCCCGCAGCAACACAUCAUCUAUAACAGCAGAGAGAAGUCCGAACCCAGUGGUGCCGAUGCAUGCCCAUGCGUGUGGGCUUUGGAAAGUUCCACUUUGAUUCCCGUUGGUGUUGACACGCAGCUGUUACUGAAGGGCAAAAAUCUGGACAUUUUUAAGGGCAACGAGGAUUACGAGUGUGUGGUGGUAAUUGAGGGCCAGGAGACACUAUUACACGCCACCCUGGACAGGAGCAAUGUGACGGGCACACAUGUGUUCAAGUGCGCCACUCAUAAGUUUCAGUACACAGUAAAACAGAUGGAGUACUUGGCUCCGGUGUACCUACAGAGAGGCACUCGGCGUAUAGACUCGGCUCCACACCUCCGCUUGCAGCUGUAUAACUGCUCAGUGGGUCAGUCAGACUGCAGUCAGUGCCGUGCCUUACCGGAGAAGUACGGCUGUGUGUGGUGUGGAGGAGAAAGUCCACGGUGUGUGUUUCACAAGUCCUGCACAAGCAUUACUAAAGAAGCCUGUCCUCCACCGCUCAUUACUGAGGUGUGGCCACUGACCGGACCGUUAGAGGGAGGGAUUGACCUCACUAUCUUAGGCUCCAACUUGGGUCAGAGUUACGGGGACAUUGAGAAUGGAGUCACGGUGGCUGGAGUCACCUGCAAGCCGCUGGAAAACGCUUACCUUAUAUCAACCAGGAUCAUGUGUGAGCUUCAGCCCUCCUCGAACGUGACCGCAGGACCUGUGGUGGUCACCGUGGGGAGCUCGAUGCCAGGACAGUCCCAGCAGACGUUCACCUACCAGAACCCCGAGCUGAUCCGCAUCGUGCCCAGUAAAGGCCCCAUGGCGGGAGGCACCAGACUGACCGUGCAUGGUGCUAAACUCCUCACAGGGCAAAGCACUGACCUGCGGGCAUUCGUGGGCUCGCAGCUUUGUCACAUUAUGGAUGAAUAUUUGAGUGACACACAGUUGGUCUGCCGCACCAGCCACUCAAACCAAACUGCAGAAGUACCUGUCAGAGUGCAGUUUGGAAGAGCAGAGAGGACUGUGGGUAAUAUCCGCUUUCGCUAUCUCGAGGAUCCAGUGAUCACUGACGCGACUCCUACCGAGAGCUUCUACGGCGGUGGACGUAUUAUAAUGGUAACCGGCCAGAACCUGGAUGUGGUCCAGCAGCCAAUGAUGUCCAUCCUGUACGAGACCAAAGUCAGGAGACGGCGAUACAGUCACGCCUCGGGCCAGAACAGCACCAUGGCCACGACAAAGACCCCCUGUGUAAACGUUACCUCAGAGCAGAUGAGCUGUCUGAGUCCCAGAGUGCUUAAAGACUCCCGCAUCGUGAGAGUCUGGUUCGAGAUGGACAAUGUGCACUUGGAUUUCAAGAGUAUCAAAGGCACAGGAUUCACGUAUCACCCAGACCCGGAGUUAUACAGCCUGAACCGCGAGGACCCGAAGUUACCUAUCCGCUUCAAACCCGGAGGAGUGCUGGCUGUGGAGGGGAAAGAUCUAACUCUGGCCAUGAGUAAAGAGGAGGUGGUGGCUUGGCUCGGAGAUAAGAUUUGCGACGUGAAGACGCUGGACGAUACUCAUCUCUAUUGCGAACCGCCAGAGGAGCAGCCACUCGGUUCAGACAACGGAGACCUGCCCAGGCUGAAGGUGGUAAUGGGCCAGUUGGUGUUCGAUCUGGGCACAGUGGAGUAUGACAUGGGCACUCACACACCCGUUCCUCUGGAGGCGCAGGUCGGGCUGGCAGCCGGAGCAGCCGUGGUCGUGCUCAUUGUUCUUGUCAUCAUCCUUAUGUACAGGAGGAAGAGUAAGCAAGCAAUGAGAGACUACAAGAAGGUUCUGGUCCAACUGGAAACUCUAGAGAUCAAUGUUGGAGACCAGUGCAGGAAGGAGUUCACAGAUCUGAUGACCGAGAUGAUGGAUUUAAGCAGCGACGUCGGUGGUCCUGGCAUACCGUUCCUGGAUUACCGUACAUAUGCAGAACGUAUUUUCUUCCCCGGUCAGAGAGGGGCGCCACUGAGCCAGAACCUGGACCUGCCAGAAUCUCGCCGACAGACAGUGGAGCAAGGCCUGGGCCAACUCAAUAACCUGCUGAGCAACAGACUCUUCCUCACACGAUUCAUCCACACCCUGGAGGAGCAGCAGAACUUCUCCCAGCGGGACCGCGGCUAUGUGGCGUCACUUCUCACUAUGGCGCUCCACGAUAAGCUGGAGUACUUCACCGAUGUCAUGAAGACCCUGUUGGGAGAUCUGGUGCAGCAGUAUGUCGCCAAAAAUCCCAAACUGAUGCUACGCAGGACUGAGACAGUGGUGGAGAAAAUGCUCACCAACUGGAUGUCCAUUUGUCUCUAUUCAUUCCUAAAGGAGGUGGCAGGUGAGCCGCUGUACAUGCUGUAUAGAGCUAUAAAGUAUCAGGUGGACAAAGGCCCAGUGGACACAGUGACCGGUAAAGCCAAGCGCACCCUUAAUGACAGCCAUCUACUCCGAGAGGACAUAGACUACUGCUCUAUGACUCUGACCGUGCUGGUGAAGAACGGAGUAGAAGUCCAACCCUGUCCUGUUAAGGUUUUGGAUGUGGACACCAUCACCCAGGUGAAAGACAAGAUCCUGGACCAGAUCUACAAAGGAGCUCCGUUUUCUCAGAGGCCCUCGGCCGAUUCACUGGACCUCGAGUGGCGUUCAGGGCAAGCAGGUCACCUGACCCUGUCUGAUGAUGAUGUCACAGGCAUAGUGCAAGGUCACUGGAAGAAGCUGAACACUUUGCAGCACUACAAGGUGCCAGACGGCGCCACGGUGGCUCUCAUCCCUCGUUCAAGUGCCGGUGUCACAGGCAUUAAUCAGAUCUUCCAAACUGGAGAAAAGACACCCAUGUUAGAGGGGGAAGAAGACGAGGGUCUCCGUCUGUGGCACCUCGUGAAGCCGAGCGAGGAUCCCGAAAUCCCCAAACACAGAAAAAGCAGCAUGAGAGAGCGAGAGCGUGCCAAAGCCAUCCCGGAGAUCUAUCUCACACGGCUGCUCUCGAUGAAGGGAACUCUGCAGAAGUUUGUGGAUGACGUGUUCGUAGCCAUCCUGAACACCAAGCGGCCACCGCCGAUUGCCGUCCGGUUUUUCUUCGAUUUCCUGGACGACAUGGCGGAGAAGCACGGCAUCGACGACCCAGAGACCGUGCACAUAUGGAAAACGAACAGCUUACCUCUGCGUUUCUGGGUGAACAUCCUGAAGAACCCUCAGUUUGUGUUCGACGUGCAAGUGACAGACAGCAUAGACGCCGUCCUGUCCGUCAUCGCUCAGACCUUCAUCGAUUCCUGCACCACCUCCGAGCACAAAGUGGGACGGGAUUCCCCUGUGAACAAGCUGCUGUAUGCCAGAGAAAUUCCCCGAUACAAACAGCUAGUGGAGAGGUACUACAGUGAUAUUCACAGUGCUGCAUCAGGAUGCUAUCAGGAGAUGAACUCCAUGCUCACUGAGUUAUCUGGGAGCUUCGCUUCAGAGAUGAACAGCUUGGUGGCUCUGCACGAGGUCUAUAAAUACAUCAACAAAUAUUAUGAUCAGAUCAUCAUGGCUCUAGAGGAAGAUCACGCAAGCCAGAAAAUACAGUUAGCCUACCGGCUCCAGCAGAUCGCCGCCCUGGUGGAGAACAAAGUCACUGACCUAUGAACUUUGCACCUUUGUCCCCCGGAUCCAGCGGUGGAGAGUCUCUGACCAGUUCGGCAGCUCGGCUGACGGAAGCCAGCUUGCGUGAAAUCCGAUCGCGCCGAGACAUCCGAUUACCCCUCCCCACACCCACACCCACACACCCACCCCUUCGCCUGCGCCCACACUUACUGCUUCAGCCUUCAGGGAGUUCUUAAGCGAAGGGAGAAGAAUGAGUAAGGCUGAGGCAUCAGUUACUACGCAGGUUUUUUAUCACAGAGAGUGUGAGAUAUAUAAAAAAAAAAAAGCACAUAUAUCCAUUUUUGUCUGCUAAGCACAUCGAACUUUUUCUAUUAACGUCACACGCUGUUCUGUCCUCGUCUGACACGUCCGAUGAGUGAAUACGCGUGUGUGUGUGGGAUCGUUCUUUUUUACUCCGAGUCAGAACUCUGUGUAGCUUUACGUAACGUAGCAUUCGCGUGGUUAGUUUUUUACGUUUCGCAAUCUGUUUUAUUUUUUAGAUUAGCAGUUACUAAUGACAGACUCCUUCGUAUCAAAUUAUAAAUCACAAGCACAAGUGCCAUAACAAGUGCAGAAACAGCACGUUUUAUUACAGCACAAGGUGUGUGUGUGUGUGUGUCUGUCUGAGCAGAUGUGUGUGUGGGUGUGCCAUGUUUUGUUUUCCUUUCUUUAUUUUUAGGGUGAUUGCAUUUCAAACGUUUAGCUUCGUUUAGAUGAUUUGUCAGACUGGAGUAAUUGCUUCUUUUUUCGUUAAUGUACGAGAUGCCCUUAAUAGCAAAGCGGCGGAGAAAUAUCCGCGUGAACGAAAAACAAAGACGCUAUAGCAGGGCUGAGCAGAUUAAUCGUCGUUUUUUUUUUUUUUUUAAUCGUGAUCGUGAGUUCUAUGUAUAAUGCAGAACACGAUAUACAAUAUGUCUAAACGGCUAAACGGAGAGAAAUAACGUAGUACCAAAUAAUUACAAUAAACAAUCGGGAUUUCAGUGUCGGAAAGGAUCAGAUUAGCUGAUUUCCUUCACCUCCGUGAUGAAGGUGGGUCAGAGAUGGGAUCGAGAGUGAUGACGUCCACUGAUAAAGAUCACUGACCGGAGCCUCAGACACGGGGCUUCAUUUUAUUUAACGGAACAAAUAAAGCGGAUUAGGGAGGUCGUGUAGGCGUGGCGAUACGGACGAGAGGGCGGAGCCACUGGGCGGACGACGUGCGGACACGGAAUAGAAGAAACUAACUUAUUUUUACUGUAAAUAGCACUUAUUUAUACAAGAUUACCAAACGUGCCUUGUUCGUAACCUUUAAUAACGAUUACCGAUUCCAGUAUACAAGCUCAACGUUAUUUGCCAAAUAGAGAGGAGGAAAGAGCCACAGGAUUUAAAAAGGACAAAAGCUGGCCUGGACAGAUUCUGCUAUUCAUAUUCACACCACUUGUCUUUUUUUUUUAGUUGUCGUUGUGGAGAAAUGUGUUCGUUGUUGGAAGUUUCUGUCUCAGGAUCACAGCUCUCGGUAAUUUCAGUAUUGCUCGAUGCUUUACGGCGUACUUCAGCGUACACUGUCCCGAAGUGUUCAGUCUUCAGGCUCAUGUUUUCCGUCGGUGUGUUCCCUGUGACGCUCGUGUAAAUAGAAAUGAUAUUGGAUUGUAAUCAUGUGUGAAUUUCUCUUUUUUGUUUGUUUGUUUGUUUGUUUUUGUCCCUACUCUGUUUUCUGUCGCUUUGCUAGCGUCUUUCCUGAUUGCUUGAACAGGGUGUGUGUGUGUGUGUGUGUGUGUGUGUGUGCCCUCAUGCCACUAUUGUGUACAGUGAAGAAAAUUCCUGGGCAACAAAAAACACACACCUACAUGUGUAUAUAUAUAUAUGUAUAUAUAUAUAAAUAUAUUAAGGGAGAGAAAGGAAAAAAAAAAGACAAAGCCGUUCCCUCUUCUCUGCAUCAUUUCUUUAAAGACGCAUCCUCUCAUAUUCAUUAUCCUUUUAUCGCUUUCCCUUGUUCACUUCUUUUUAAGGAAGAAAAAUGGAAAUCCACGUUGAUAUUUUAUCCUGAACAAAGAUUUUACUCAUGACUUUUAGGCUGUAAAGCAAGACACGUGCAUCGACUUUCACGCCCGGAUUUUUACGGCUUAUUUCCUCUCCGAUUUUGAUCACAGCCGCUAGCCAACGCUCCCCUGUUACGCAAACAGCCACCAACCCGAGGAUGGUGAAGAGUAACACACGCUUCCUCCGAGACACGCGAAGCCGGCGAAUCUCUGCAUCGUAUUUUCCGAAACUGCUGCCCACAACAUCACACACUCGGAGGAUCGUCCUCUUCCGCACCAUGAGCUCACAGACUCAUGUCACUGUGCCUAACAGGGGAGAGAGACUAUUUUUUAAGCCUUAUAUCGUUACACUGUACGACUUCACCUGUGUAUCCUUCUCAUCACUUCUUGAAAACUGAAAGAUGAUGGACCCGGUGGAACAAGGGAGCUAUCGAUAAAGAGACCUGUAUAUAGAGGCGGAGCUAUCUUCCAGCUGGGGGCGCAGCUACAUUUCAGACCGGAAAGCUACGACGAAGAACUAGCCACACCCACUGCAUGGCAAAAUUACGAACCACAAUUUUUUUUACAAGGUAUUUUAUUUACAAACCGCACAAGGUCGAAGAUUGUGGGACAAAUCGUAUGUAUUUCGCUUAUAUGAUUUAGAAAUAUCAGGGUUUGGUGAAAUUAAUGCUAGAGUACAUGCAGAAGGAUGACAUCAUACUCGUUUGUUUAUACAGUACAUGUGUGUUAGCCUGAAAUAUGAAUGUUUGGCUUCUCAGUGUAGUCUUAAUUAUUAGAGACUUGUGCUUGCAUGAGGUUUUAUUGCUCUUUUUUUUUGUUUCGGUUUGGUUUUUCCCUCCACUGAGCGCAUGAUUGCUUGUGUCUGUGGUUCACAACCGGCCCGAACGGACAACGCGUGUAUGUAUAAGCAAAGCCCCUGUGUACGGCGAACAGUUCUGUGGACCUCCAGUUAAACACACUUAUCCCCAAGAGAAGAAGAAGAAAAAAAUAGAGAGACUGCUGAACUCUUUUCUCACUGUACAGUCUGUGACACUGUCUUGCCAAAUGUGCAGUACUUUUACUGUAUUUUACUCAUCGUGUGACACCAGACAGACAGACAGACAGACAGUCGACCGAUUGUUUGUGGACUCAGUGGUGUUUGUGGAGCGAAUCGCCAUAUUUUACACAAUUUCUUUUUUAUAUACAAAGGGGGGGGAAAAAAUGACAAAAGAAUAUGAGGUAAUUUUCUAAAGGAAUCAGGGUUAAAAGAAAGCUUCAGCCUGUUGUAAACUCUCUCUUUUCUAUCUGUAUUGAACAUAGUUUGCUAACAGUUGUGUAUAUGUGCCUGUAAAUAUCAUGAAGAAGAAGAAAAAAAACAGACUCGGACACAUUUCUCCGACGGAAAGAGAAAUCAAGAGCCAAAAUAAUCAAUAAAAUGGAUGAGUGAAAUCACAAUUUGUAUGAGGAAAAAAAAUAAAAGUUAUAAUUUUAACAGAGGAACUGGCGCUGAUGUUU
Messenger RNA from Hemibagrus wyckioides, 9522 nucleotides. It is a transcript of the gene plxnb3, whose product is annotated as plexin B3. Gene Ontology annotation, cellular component: semaphorin receptor complex. The transcript is spliced from 35 exons. Gene Ontology annotation, molecular function: protein binding; semaphorin receptor activity. The record is from RefSeq and is a predicted model, not a curated record. Bases 368 to 6013 code for a protein of 1881 amino acids. NCBI's taxonomy places the organism in Eukaryota, Metazoa, Chordata, Actinopteri, Siluriformes, Bagridae. Gene Ontology annotation, biological process: negative regulation of cell migration; semaphorin-plexin signaling pathway involved in axon guidance; regulation of cell shape.